AUGACAACGACACCGCCACGGAUGGCAGAGCGCAUCCUCAGCCAUGAAACGAAGGACGACAAUGGGCCCAGCCCAGCCCAGCCAAUGCCCAUGCCCAUGCUCCUCCAUUGUGUGCCCCUAAGCCAGCACACCACAAAGCUUAGACUCUGGACUCCGGCCGAUGUUGUACCGGUGGCUCUGGCUCUGGCUCUGGCUCUGGCUGUGGCUCUGGCGGCGUCGCGUACACAAAUUAUUAGCAGCCUCUCUUCAGUCAUCGGUUGUCCGCAUGUCCAUUGUCUGUCGCCCGUUGCCCGUUGCCCGUUGCCCGUUGCCUGCUCCCCGCUCUCCUCUGCCCAAGGCCCGUGCGCUGACGACAACUGUUGCUCAGCUUCUAGCCAGCAGCAGCAGCAGCAACAACAGCAAAACGGGGAACGCACGGAAAAGGCGAGACACGACGACGACGACGACGAGGGGGACAAGGCCGCAGCACCAGCAGCAGAGCGCCCGACCACGACGUCCUCCACAGUCCACACAGAGUCCAUCCAAGUGGCGAUCGCUGCUAAUGCUCGCCCUGCAGCACCACUCAUCGACAGCGCCGCCAAGCUGGCCGCCGAACGACAAACCAGACGGACGCGCCGCAUGCAGAAGCGGCACGAGAGCAUCAGCUUCAAGAUGAGCUUCCAGCGCGAGCUGAGGAGCACCGUGCCGGACUGGAGCAAUAGCUGCGGUGGCAAGUGGAUAGGUCCCGAUCGGUGGCCCCGUCCAGUCCCCGUCCCGCGCAGGCAGAGCUGCCUCCACCACAAACAGAGGCUACGCACAUUGCGGAAUAAUACACGGCGCGAGCUGGUGCAACUGCGCGAUGACAACGCACUGCGGCACCUGGAGCACUCGGUAAAGGCGCAGGACACCGGCGUCGUCCAGGCGAUCGACAUCUCCCAGCACAAGACGUGGAGUCUGCAUAACAGCCAAUACGAUUUUCUGCCCAGGGUGAAUGUUAGCAAGCAACUAUCACUGCAGCACGCACAUCACGAUCUGCAGUUCUACGUGGCCGCAUUCAGCUAUCUGCGGCACGCCCAGCUGCACUGGGACCUGGAGAAUCUACAGAAGCAGAGCGUGCUCUCGGCCGAGCUGCUGCGCCUGCGCAACAGCGCACGCCUCAUGCUCUGCAACUUUGAGGAGGCCUUCAACAGCACUCGCCUCUAUGCGCCCAACCACAAGACCCACAAGACCCUGAGGACGGUGAAGCGUGUGCCCAUGGAGAAGAAGCUGAUGAAGCUGAAGACGCCGCUGGUGGAGCUGCAUCGACAGGCGGUGCUGGCCGCGAACGGCCAGCGAGCGGAGAAGCCCAGACAGCCGGAUAGCCUGGAUCUGCGAUUCGUCAAGUACCAGUACAUUCAGUACCUGAGGCACCUGACAAAGCUCCUGGCCAAGCACUCCAAGAGGGAUUGCAAAGCAACGAAAGAAAACAAAAGAAACAAACAAACAAAUAGACASCGGCCGGCUAGCGGCCUCUCUACUUAAGAUUUAAGAUUUAGCAACCAGUUAUAUACGCAUAGUUCCAUUUCGAAUUCCAACUGAACUGAGCCAUCCAUCCGACAAGCAUCCCACUCCAACCCCACAGUUGAUUUCAUGAACUGAAACUCAUUCUCAAAGACGGCUAUGACAUUCGAAUCCGAAUCCGAAUCCGAAUCCGAACCGAACCCGAAUCCUAAUUAGCCUAAGUAUUUAUUAUCUAUCAUUAUUAUUUAUAUGCAUACAUAU
Molecule: messenger RNA, 1740 nt
Organism: Drosophila arizonae
Lineage: Eukaryota; Metazoa; Arthropoda; Insecta; Diptera; Drosophilidae
Gene: upd3
Product: unpaired 3
Biological process (GO): cell surface receptor signaling pathway via JAK-STAT; embryonic development via the syncytial blastoderm
Source: RefSeq, a predicted model, not a curated record